This is a messenger RNA of Rubroshorea leprosula, 1551 nucleotides long. Lineage: Eukaryota; Viridiplantae; Streptophyta; Magnoliopsida; Malvales; Dipterocarpaceae. The record is from the annotation of a GenBank genome assembly.
AUGUGCAAGUUUUCCUACAUAAAAUCUAGAUAUAAACCAUAUAUCUGAGGAAAUACCAAUUCUCAUGAGUGAAGAUGGGUUUGAGGAGCUACCAUGUACAGGAACAAAACUUUUGCUUCCAAGCUGCUCCUACCUUCAUUGAAUGGCUCAAACCCUCCUCUAAUUCAGCCUCUCCUCCUUCUUCAUCACUAUGUAAUUCAUCUCCAUCUUCUUCUUCUUCUUCUUCAUCAUCUGAUUCUCUGCCUCAACAAAUUCAGUUCACAAACUCCAUGAACAUCUUGAAACUUCCUCUGUCAUUCGAGCAGCAGGACAUCCAAUGCUUGCCUCUGUUGAGCAGGCUUACAGAGAAGAAGCUAUUGAAGGAGGAAGAUCAAGGAAUUCAAGUAAAAGAAGAGAAGACGGAUAAAGUUGCAAUCUCCUUGCACAUUGGAUUGCCUAACACAGUGGAUGAUGCUAUUGUGGAGAACAGCAGGAUCAUAUUCAAAGAAGAAGAAGCACCUCCCAUGAAGAAAAGAUUCCUCGGAGAUUCUUUCAACACAGAAAGAAGGUUUUGGAUCCCAACUCCGGCACAGAUCUUAGUUGGUCCGAUGCAGUUUGCUUGUUCCAUCUGCAACAAGACAUUCAAUAGGUACAAUAACAUGCAGAUGCAUAUGUGGGGGCAUGGCUCUGAGUAUAGAAAAGGGCCGGAUUCACUUAAAGGAGCACAGCCAGCAGCAAUGCUUAGGCUGCCCUGCUAUUGCUGUGCUCAAGGAUGCAAGAACAACAUUAACCAUCCACGCGCAAAGCCAUUGAAGGACUUCAGGACACUGCAAACUCAUUACAAAAGAAAGCAUGGUGCCAAGCCCUUCAUGUGCAGGAAAUGUGGCAAAAGCUUUGCUGUUAAGGGAGACUGGAGAACUCAUGAAAAGAAUUGUGGAAAAUUAUGGUACUGUACCUGUGGCUCAGAUUUUAAACAUAAGAGGUCACUGAAAGACCACAUUAGGUCCUUUGGCAAGGGACAUUCUCCUCACCCCUCCCUUGAAGGGUUUGAAGAUGAGAAGGAAUGCAUCAGUACUGGCUCUGAAGAUGAAUUUGGUCAUGAGGUAGUUGGAAUUUGAUAUAUUUGGUAUUUUAAAGUACUAAUUAGUUGCAAGAGUUGUUAGGUUCGUCCAAAGCUCGUGCUCGGUAACAAAAAAUUCUCACAAACGUGUGCUAGUCACGAAGGGAGCGGUUUGCUAUGGAGCACUUGCUGGAAGACGCCUUAGUAACUUAGGAGUGUUUAAUUAGGAGUCAAGUAUUAAAUAAUGGGUUGCCUCAAGUGGUGAAGUUGAAGAAUUUUCUCUCCAAAAUGAUGCAGAAGGGGCGGGUAUCAUAGUGCGUUCAAGCUUUACUAUGUUACCUGUCUCAAAAGGAGAAAAUUUAUCUGCUUCACUGCUUAAUGGUCAUUCCAAUAUGCAUUAGCGAUUGCAUUUUGUUUAUUUUCUAUAGGCAUUAUGGUUUCCCUUAUCCCUCUGUGUAUUUUGGUUCAUAAAUCUUGUUUUGAACCGUAAAAUGGAAGUCAACUUUCUUUUU